Molecule: messenger RNA, 1131 nt
Organism: Ruditapes philippinarum (Manila clam)
Lineage: Eukaryota; Metazoa; Mollusca; Bivalvia; Venerida; Veneridae
Product: MTOR-associated protein MEAK7-like
Exons: 3
Coding region: 46-279 (77 amino acids)
Source: RefSeq, a predicted model, not a curated record
GGUUACAAUUCUAACUACAUUUACUUCAACCAAGGACAAGAAACAAUGCCAAAUGGCUUGGGACUUGGUGGACAACUAGAUUAUUUUGGACUAUGGAUAGAUUAUACAUUUAACAAUGGUCACAGUAAAGCAGUUCCUAAAUGUACAACAUAUGGAAGUCCACAGCUGUCAAAAAAUGCAGAUUUUUCCGUAGAUAGUAUUGAAGUAUGGGCUGUAGGACCAGAGAGGAAAAAACAUGACUCAGAUGAUGAGGAAUCCCGGGUGAGCAUAUUGGGAUAAAGAUAGUGGCGCUAAGGCAUUACUGGAACUGGCGGUAAAAAGCAGCAUUCCGAGGGUAUCCGAGACCUUGAGAGGACGAGGCCCCCUUGACGGAGGAAAUGAAGAAGAAAAUGAACGUCAUUCCAAAAAUGAUGUAGAACUUAGAAUAUAUUAGCAAUAUAUCAGGGAUGUGGUUUAUGACAUACAGAUAUUUUCAUAACCAGAUAAUAACUGUAAUUGACUGUGACAGAGGUGAAAAAGGAUGGAACAAAAUGGAAACAGGUGGUUAUAAAUUAUUAGAACAAGCUUCAUUUAUAUGUGAUAAAACUUUGUCAUUCAAAUUUUGUGAUAAAGAAUAGACAAUUGUAUAUAAGAUAGAAUAAUAUAAAAGUGGAGUAAAUUGAUUAAAAGGACUUCUAUGCGAUACAUAAGAAUUGAUCUGUGACAAGAGAAUUAGCUAAUGUGGAAUAGGAGUUUCUUUUGAAAACAGCGAGUGAUUUUUAUGCAACAGGAAAAGUUAUGUUUAUUGUAGUUGCUUUGAAUAAGUUCUAACUUUUAAAGGCUUUAUUAGUUAAGCACAAUUAAAAACAAUCUAUAUCAAGACUUGAGUAUUUCCAUGGAGUGCUUGCAUAUGACAAUUGUGGGAGUUACUUGUAGCAUUUGUUGGAAAGACAUGGCAUUUUUGGUUUGGGCCAUAGUAGUUGUCAUAAUACACAUCUACAUGUAUAGACUAACUAGAGUUAGCUAAGUUUCACUGUUUUUAUCAGUAUGAUACUAGGAAUACUGCCUGAAAUUUGUACACAUGACAGAUACAUAAGUUAUUAUGUUGUAUAAAUAACAUAUGACAGAUAUAGUGAUAUGUUAUAUUUAUCA